Molecule: messenger RNA, 801 nt
Organism: Dendrobium catenatum
Lineage: Eukaryota; Viridiplantae; Streptophyta; Magnoliopsida; Asparagales; Orchidaceae
Exons: 1
Coding region: 1-801 (266 amino acids)
Source: RefSeq, a predicted model, not a curated record
AUGCAGUUGGCUACUACGAUAGCACAUGUAAUGGGCGAUGCUCAGAGCAAAAUGAGUGGGAGCAAAGAGGAAGAAGUGGAUAGAAACAUGCAGAUGUUUCAUAAACUGAAGCCUCCGUUGUUUAAAGGAGCUGUGAGACCCCAGGCUGCUGAGGAUUGGAUCCUGAGAGUGGAAAAGAUUUUUGACAGCAUGCAGUGUCCAGGAAAUCGAAAGGUACCAUUGGCUGUGUUCCUGUUUGAGGGUGAGGCAGAGAGAUGGUGGAUCGGACAACAAAGAGAGAAAUUCCAGGGGAAGACUAAUGCUGAGAUCACUUGGGACGAGUUCACUGCAGUGUUCAGGAUGUGGUUUAUACCACCGUCAGCUCAGCGACAGAUGUAUGAAGCUUUUAUGAGAUUGGAGCAAGGCCGCAAGUCAGUGAUGCAGUACGAGGCCGAGUUUACUGCACUUGCGAGGUAUGUUGCUCAUCUGAUUCCUACUACCGAAGAAAAAUGCUAUAGAUUUAUGCAAGGAUUGAACAGAGAGUUGAGGCAUCCACUAGUACCCUUCCGGAUACAUGAGUUUUCUGAGCUGGUGGAGCGGGCCCGAUUGAUAGAGAUUGAUUUGGCGACACCGGUAUCGAGGUACGAGGAUACCAGGAGGAGGAGAGAUGAGGUACGACGAGAUGAUUCUGGUAGAGACAGAGAUAGAGAGAAAAAAAGCAGAUACGAUAGUUCGAGGGGAUCUGCAUCGGGAUCUGUAUCGCGAUCUGCAUCGGUAGUAUCGUUUGGUAGUUCUGGAGCGUGCAUUCACUGUGGUAGAUGA